Molecule: messenger RNA, 2469 nt
Organism: Hyaloscypha bicolor E
Lineage: Eukaryota; Fungi; Ascomycota; Leotiomycetes; Helotiales; Hyaloscyphaceae
Product: RINT-1 family protein-like protein
Exons: 7
Coding region: 34-2469 (811 amino acids)
Biological process (GO): regulation of ER to Golgi vesicle-mediated transport; endoplasmic reticulum to Golgi vesicle-mediated transport; retrograde vesicle-mediated transport, Golgi to endoplasmic reticulum
Cellular component (GO): Dsl1/NZR complex
Source: RefSeq, a predicted model, not a curated record
CUAGCCCAUCUCCAGAUUCAUAUUACCUUCGCGAUGGCAACUGCUUCCAGAGCCCGAGAGCGCCAGGAGCGAAAGGGGGAUCGGAGCCCGUUAGCCAUUCUCCUCGAUCCCAAAACUGAUAUCCCUCUGGGAGAGCGGGAUAUCAGAGUAGAAGACUAUCUUAAUGACAAGAUACAAACGGCUACCGAUUUCGAGAGCCUCGACAGGUUGAUAGCCAGUGUGGAGGCACAGAAACUGCAGCUAGAAGACCAGCUCGCAGAUGCCAGACAAAAGUUCUCGACGGCCAAAGACACUGCCACAAAUCGGACAUCUUUGAUGCAGCAGCAAACACAGGAAUUUGAGAAACAACAAACUAGUGUGCAAGAACGUUUGAUGAUCGUCACUUCUUCUGAUACGCCUGAAGAAGCAACGGAGCGUUUGAGAGGACCACUGGAGAAGCUUCGAAAGCUUCAGUUAGCAGAGCAAUAUGUCGAGAUGCUAGAAUAUAUCGAGAGCUUGAAGGACAGUGCACGGGAGUGCCUACCACAGAACCCAAAAGAGGCCCUCAAGCCAUAUAUACAGUUGAAGGAGCUCGCCAUUCAAUUACAGCAAUUGCAAGAACCAGCUGAAGGGGCAGCCAUUCAUCUUACAACCUACGUCCAGAAAACUUCUACUGAUCUGUGGGUGGAAAUGAAAGAAAUAAUGUCAGACGAGUUUGAAUCUGUUCUCAAAAAGUCGAAGUGGCCUAAUCCCGCGGCUGAGUUAACACAAGAAUGGAGUGAUUCGUUUGGGAAGCUUUUAGAUUUGCAAGCCCCUGAGAUCCUGGCUGCACGAGAACCUCUUGUCCUCCUCCCUGUGAGCGUUCUGGCAAAGCCGUUCAUCCUGCAAUUUAGAUACCACUUCUUCAGUGACAAACCUACAAAUCAUCCACAUCAGCUUGGUGAUUAUUUCUUUCAGUGGUUCCUUGGAACAAUUGCGAAGUGGGAGGAUUUUCUUCGGGAAAACGUUGGGCCCGUUCUGGCGGCCCAUUUCAGAGGCAACAUCCUGGCAGGCAAUACAUUGUAUGUGGAUCCGGUAGCAGCUCUAAUCACUGCUUUACUGCCGGUGCUGAAGGAGAAGGUUGACGCUUUGGUCUUUGAAAUAUCCCGCGAACCACAAUACUUGAGCCGAUUUAUGGUACAACUGAUGAACUUCGAUGACGCAAUCCGAGCAAGGUUUAAUUAUGAUGGGGGAAAUCCCGAACACGGCUGGAAAGGCCUGACCUGGGAUGUAUUGGACACUUGGUUCGGGCGCUGGCUAGAAGUUGAGAAGGAAUUUGCCCUACAGAGAUAUCGAGACAUUAUGGAUGCCCCGGAUAGUGGACUGAUUGACUACGAUAGCUCUGCAGCUGGCAAGACAAAGCCUACGUACGGAGCAACAAAGGUCACGGAUCUUAUUCUGACCGUGACCCUUCAAUACAAUAAGCUGAGAAGGUUCUCCCACAAAUUUCGGUUUCUAGUCAGCAUUCAAGCUGAAAUUCUGGACCAAUAUCUGGGUCGCCUGGGAGACUCGCUUGAUGUCUACCAAACUGUGACCUCUACAGUAGGUCGAACACUACAUGGCGUUACAAAAGAGCAACUAGCUGCACUCGAGGGCAUUGGAGGUUUGGAAAGUCUCUGUAAGGUCUUUGGCAGCGCGGAGCACCUUAUUAAUACGUUGAAUGAGUGGGGCAACGAAGAGUUUUUCGUGGACCUUUGGGACCAUCUGCAAGACAGAGCAAAAGUCACUCCCGUCGAAGAUAAUCUCGUUGGCAAUAUGACCUACACAGAGGUCAAGGAUUGCACGUCAGAAGCUGUUGGCUCUCAAGAUGAGGGGUCGGUCUUCGAUGUUGCCAUCAACGACUUUCAGAACCUCAGAAAUAAAGCCGAGAAACUCAUUACGGGUGCCCUCAAGUAUAAGUUUCCGGCCAAUCUCUCCCAAUAUCUCUCCAAGCCUGAGUGGCAGACAAUUGAUGAUGCACCUUUGUCUAGCCUUUCUCUCAUUACAGUUACGCCAGAGCUCGACCAGCCGCUUCAGCAGAUAUUCCAACGUAACUUGAACUUUCUCCACAAAACACUAGGCAACGCUCCAUUCAAGCGCAUUUGUCGUGAAUCACUCGAAAGUCUUGAACAUUUGCUAUAUAAUGAUGUCUUACUUCGGCAAGACUUCAGCACACUGGGAGCCGCCCGCUUUAUGCAGGAUGUCACUGCCAUCCAAGACGUCGUCGACUCUUGUAUGCCACGGGGUAGUGGGCCCCCUUUGGGCAUGCCAAGAUUAAAGGAAGCAGCUGCAUUGCUGAACUUGCCUGUCGAGGCUGAAGAGGGCCGGAUGCCCUUGAUGGAAGCCUGCCAGAAAAUAUAUGCUGGCGGUGCGCAAGCGAAACUAGCGCUAGAGACCUUGGGCAUGACACAUUUGACAAACUUCGAUGCUCGAUCGAUAUUGGCAAAACGUCUUGAGACUCAGCAGUAUUGA